This is a messenger RNA of Pseudophryne corroboree (corroboree frog), 3834 nucleotides long. RefSeq names its product guanylate cyclase 2C (gene GUCY2C). Gene Ontology annotation, biological process: cGMP biosynthetic process; intracellular signal transduction; receptor guanylyl cyclase signaling pathway. Lineage: Eukaryota; Metazoa; Chordata; Amphibia; Anura; Myobatrachidae. Bases 1 to 3129 code for a protein of 1042 amino acids. Gene Ontology annotation, molecular function: peptide receptor activity; ATP binding; guanylate cyclase activity. Gene Ontology annotation, cellular component: plasma membrane. The transcript is spliced from 27 exons. The record is from RefSeq and is a predicted model, not a curated record.
AUGUGUGAAAAUGGCAACUACACUCUUAAUGUGAUUAUGCUGGAUGACAAUUUGACAGAAUGGAACCUAGAAUCUAUUAAAAGAGCGAUAGACCUUGGGCUGUCAGUACUGAGGAAAGACCUAGAAAUGGAAGGAAAAGAUGUAACUUUAAAUGUAAACUACCAAGUGUUUACAACAGAGCUAUACUUGACAGCAGGAUGUGUAUCCAGUGGAUGCGAAGGAGUAGAGAAACUGAAGAAACUGAAAGAGAAAAAUGAAUUGGGCUGUGUCAUCCUUGGUCCAACUUGUACCUAUGCCACUUACCAGAUUCUCUCGUUGAAAGACACAUUUGGUGUACCACUAAUUUCAGCUGGAAGCUUUGGACUGUCAUGUGACUACAAGAGAUUUCUAACACGUAUUUUAAUUCCAGCCAGAAAGAUAACAUAUUUCUUUUUUAAGUUUUGGAAAUUUCAUGACCACUCAAUCAAACCUGUGUGGAAUUCUGUAUAUAUUUACAAAAGAGAGAACCAGUCAGAAUCCUGCUACUGGUACAUAAAUGCGUUAGAGCCUACCGUAUCCUACUUCACUGGCGCCCUGAGCUUCAGAGAAAUCGUGAAAGAAAAUGAUCUGAAAAAGGUCAUAGGAAACUCAAAUCGAAAAAGCAAUGUACUUCUCAUGUGCGGCUCACCCACUGAGGUUAAAAAGGUAAAAGACACAGUGGAAAUUCCUGAAGAAAUGGUUGUAAUUCUCCUUGAUAUUUUCAACCCAGAGUAUUAUGAAGACAGCAGCUUUCCGAACUACAUGAAUAAUGUGUUAGUGCUGACAUUGCCUCAGUCCAAUUUCAGUGGACUUUCUGAUAAUUAUAGCACCAAUCAACUGCUAAAAGAUGAUUAUGCUACAGGAUACCUGGAUGGGGUGCUAAUGUUUGGCCAUGUCCUGAAGAAGUUUCUCAACACUAAAGACAUCAACCAAAAAUUUACUUUCAUUUCUGAGUUUCGGAACAUGUCUAUUGAAGGUGCUUCAGGUUCUCUAAUUCUGGAUGAGAUGGGUGAUCGAGAUCUAAAUCUGACUCUAAUGUACAGCUCUAUGUCAACCAAGAAAUAUACAGAACUUCUGCAGUUUGACACUAGCAAAAAUGUAACGACUGUAAUUGACUUCCGCCCAAAUUUUAUCUGGAAGAAUCACAGACUUCCAAGUGAUGUUCCUGGGAGUGGACCUAAUGUUAUGACAAUUGCAGUCUUCACCCUCACAAUUGCUGUCAUACUUGUACUUAUCAUUGCACUUCUUGUAUUCCGAAAGUACCGCAAAGAACGUGAACUACAACAGAAAAGAUGGACCCAUAUCUCACCAGAGAACAUUUUGCAAUUAGAAACGGAUGAAACGUCUCAUGUUAGCCUGAAGAUUGAUGAGGAUAAGCGACGUGACUCAGGGCCAAGACUGAGAAGAGGGAAAUAUGACAAAAAGGUUGUUAUACUCAAAGACUUGAAGCAUGAUGGAAAUUUCACAGAAAAACAGAAAAUGGAGCUAAACAAACUUCUUCAAAUAGAUUACUACAACCUAACAAAAUUCUAUGGAACAGUGAAGAUGGAUGCUAUGAUAUAUGCUGUGAUUGAGUACUGUGAAAGAGGCUCGCUUCGAGAUGUUCUCCAUGAUAAAAUAUCCUAUCCGGAUGGUACUUUCAUGGAUUGGGAAUUUAAAAUUUCUGUCAUGUAUGAUAUUGCUAAGGGUAUGUCCUAUCUACAUUCCAGUAAAACCGAGGUCCAUGGCCACCUGAAGUCAACAAACUGUGUUGUAGACUGUCGGAUGGUAGUAAAGAUCACUGACUUUGUUGGUAAUUCCAUUCUUAGCCCUAAGAAAGAUUUGUGGAUGUCCCCAGAACACCUACGUCAAGAUGGGGUUUCUCAGAAAGGUGAUGUCUAUAGCUAUGGCAUCAUAGCACAAGAAAUUAUCUUGCGGAAAGAUACAUUCUACACUGAACAGUGUCAUGAUCCCAAAGAAAAAAUGCUGAGAGUUCAGAAGUUUAAAGGAGAUUAUCCAUUUCGACCAGACCUUUACCUGGAUACAGCAGAAGAGCGGGAGAUAGAGGUGUAUGUUCUGGUAAAGAAUUGCUGGGAGGAGGAUCCUGAGAAGAGGCCGGACUUCAAGAAAAUUGAAAGCACCUUGGCAAAAAUCUUUAGCAACUUUCAUAAUGAGACAAAUGAGAAUUACAUGGACACCUUAAUACGGCGUUUGCAACUCUAUUCAAAAAAUUUAGAGCAUUUAGUGGAAGAGCGCACCAAGCUGUACAAAGCUGAAAGAGAUCGCGCAGACCGCUUGAACUUUAUGCUCCUACCUGGGCCUGUCGUGAAGUCCCUUAAAGAAACAGGAUUAGUGGAACCAGAAUUUUUUGAGGAAGUCACCAUUUACUUUAGUGAUAUUGUUGGAUUUACAACCAUCUGUAAAUAUAGCACACCGAUGGAAGUCGUAGAUAUGCUGAACGAUGUAUACAAGGACUUUGACCACAUUCUGGACCAUCAUGAUGUAUACAAGGUCGAAACAAUUGGAGAUGCCUACAUGGUGGUUAGUGGGCUUCCAAACCGAAAUGGAAAUAGGCACGCAGUGGAUAUAUCUAGGAUGGCUUUGGAUAUCCUUAGCUUUAUGGGCUCUUUUGAACUACGUCAUUUGCCAGGCUUACCUGUCUGGAUACGGAUUGGAGUUCACUCAGGACCAUGUGCUGCCGGUGUUGUUGGGAUUAAAAUGCCCAGAUACUGCCUAUUUGGAGACACUGUAAACACAGCUUCACGGAUGGAAUCUACAGGAUUGCCUUUACGAAUACAUGUAAGUAAAUCGACCAUAUCCAUUCUGAAAAGGACAGAUUGUGAGUUUCAGUAUGAAGUAAGAGGAGAGACUUUUCUCAAGGGUAAAGGCACAGAAACGACAUACUGGCUAACUGGGGAAAAGAACAAUAAGUACAACCUCCCUAUACCUCCAUCUGUGGAAAAUCAACAACGUCUGCAGUCUGAUUUUGCAGACAUGAUUAAGGAGUCUUUGAAAAAGAGAGAAGAUGAGGGAUUCAAUGACAGACCACUGACCCGUGUAGCAAGCUAUCGAAGUGGCACAUUGGAAUACCUGCAAAUAGCCACAAGCAGCCCACCCAGCACUUAUUUCUAACAGAAGGAUUUGCCCUAAACUGCACAAGGACAAUAGUUACUGAGUGGAGAUAAUGUCUCAUGUAAAAAAAAAAUAGCAUUGCUUUACUACUGUAUGACUUUUGUGAAAGUUAAAUGGAUAUAAAAAAAAAAAUCUUAGGUAGACGGGGCUGGAACACUCUAAACAUGCAACUGUCUGACAUCAAGUGGUAGGGAUGCUGUCACAAUAGUGCAGCAGAUCAUACUCUUAAGGAAGAAUUAUCACACUCUGGGGGUGAUGUAUCAAGCACUUGAGAAAGUGGAGAUAAAAUACCAACCAAUCAGUUCCUAAUUUUUCUAGCACAGUCUGUAGAUCUCUCCAAAGCUUGAUACAGCUCCCUCUGUCUUAUAUAAAACAUUUUUAAAUCUAUCCUAAUAUAACAUUAAUGCCAUAAAAUUAAAAUGCUUCUUAUACUUGCAAAAUUAACAAUGAUUAUGCAAAAAUGUUAUCUAGUUUAAGAAAAUAGGGAAUACAGUAAACUCCUUGAAUAAGGGGCAGAUUUAACAAUGAGUGAUGUUCUAGUUAUCACUUGUUACUAAUCUUCAAUGGUGCUCCAACCAAUCAGCUCCUAACUGUCAUGUGUUUGAAAAAUGACAGUUGCUGGAGCACCAUUUAAGACUAGUAACAAGUGAUAACAAGAUAUCACUUGUUGGUAAAUCUGCCCCAAACUGUCUUAUUUCCAUCAUC